CGUGUUUCUCGGUCGCAGGCUCAUCUACGCGCCAUCGACGUCACACUGAUGCAUCAGCUGCUGUCCAUCAACGAGGGCAUCGAGUCGAUCCGCUGGGUGAUGGAGGAGCGAGGGGGCGGGGCCAGCCGUGAGGGCAGCGUGACGGACAGCUUGUGCAGCCUAUCAGACGGCGCGGAGUCUGAGCGCGGCUCCUGCAGCGACGGGCUCGACGGGAUCUCGCUGGGCAGUUAUCUGGACACGUUCGGGGAGGAUGAACCCGAACGCUCCUCGCCCGCAGACCUCUCCAGAGCCGGCAUGGACGAGGAGACGCUCACGAAAUCUCCUCUACGGCCUCGCGUGGAAACCGACGAGUACUACUGCUUUGGAUAGCGCUAACGUGUGCUUGAAUAAAGAUAUCUGACCCGAAUCCAAAUGGAAAGCAUAUAAUGUGACCCUGGGGCACAAAACCAGUCAUAAGGGUCAAUUUUUCGAAAUUGAGAUUUAUACAUCA
Molecule: messenger RNA, 490 nt
Organism: Sinocyclocheilus anshuiensis
Lineage: Eukaryota; Metazoa; Chordata; Actinopteri; Cypriniformes; Cyprinidae
Product: leucine rich adaptor protein 1-like
Exons: 1
Biological process (GO): positive regulation of canonical NF-kappaB signal transduction
Source: RefSeq, a predicted model, not a curated record